AAUAAAUAAAAUAAAGGUAUUGACAACUACAACUAAAAAAUAAAUAUUAAGAAAAAGAAUAUCCCCAUUUUGCCUGCGUCCUCCAGGAGCCGUCCUAUCUCCUCGUACCUAGCAUCCAAGGAAAUGUGCACCGCUGGAGUGGAAAUGGGCAGAGCGAUGGUGGUCACGCUGGGGCUGGGGCUGCUGCUUCUGGCACUGCUCCUACCCAUGCAGAUUUAUUCAAACCAGACAGCUGUUGUGACACUUUCAAGUAACUCCUCACAGAGUACCUCUGCUGCUCCCAAUUCAACACCCAGCACAGGUGGCAGUGCCCUGCAGUCAACAGCGAGUCUCCUUGUGAUCUCGCUCUCUCUUCUACAUCUCUACUGUUAGAUACUCAGGCCAAGAAAUGUCUCUACUUCCCCAUCUUCCAAACCCAAUCAGAAUGGUGACUAGAAGUCCAGUGUGUCAAGGAAGAAGUUGGUCUGCAUCAAAUCUGUCAAUUCCACACCUGAUUUUAUUGGCACAGAAAACACUGAGAAUUACAAAUUGAUUGGUUUGAAGGACAUGUGAAGGGUUUCACAAGUGAUGAAUGCCAAUAUUAAAUCUGCUGGAGUUUCAUGUGCAAGAUAAAAAGAGAUAACAUCCAAAAUUGAGACAUGAUUUCCUUGAAUGAGGCAUAAGAAAUAUGGACAUUUAAAACUCUAUCUUGAAAACAAGAAUAGAUUUUGUCUAGAGAUAAAGGAUGGAAUAUGGAAUGGAGAUUUCAGUUUUUAUUUGGUUCAUGAAAUCUAUAAGGCCAUAAAACAGGUAAUAUAAAAAGCUUCCAUGAUUCUAUUUAUAUGUACAUUAGAGGGAACUUCCAGGUGUUACUGUAAAUCCUCAAUGUAUUGUUUCAGCAGUACUAAUUUAAUGCAAAUAUAUUCUAGAAAAAGUUUCACAUUGUUAAGCUAUUUCUGUUCCUUUGGGAACUGAACUCUUUCCUCUGUGGUUUUUGAAUUUGACAUUAUGUUUGAACUUUUAUGUAGUAAUUGACAUGUGCCAGGGCAAUGAUAGAUUGGAACCCACCCCAAAUCCAGGCAUCAGGAGUCUUGCUUAUCCUCACAAAGUCAAAUGGUAGGCAUCUCCCAUCUCCUAUUUUCAUUCAACAAGAGUGCCAGAUUCCUUUAGCUAAACUGAUUCCACAGAGUAGAAUUGCAUUGACCUCAACUAAUUUCAGAAUGCUGCUUUUUAUUUCUACAUUUGUUGAAUACGUUUCACAAUUGAAAAUGGUCCACUUUGAAGGUAAAAUGGCAAAUCUUGAAAUUAGAAACGCAACUAUGUGAAGAAGCCAAAUUUAUAAAUCAUCAUUUGGGAAGUGAAGACUGGAAGCUAGCUUGCAUAUUAAAUUCACAAAAACUUUCAUACUUUUUCUGUAAAUACUUUUUUUUAAACUAUGGAUCAGAAUAGCCAUAUUUGGAACACUUGCUGUUAUUAGUCAAUAUUUUUAGGUAGUUAGAACCUGAUCCUAAGCUUAAAAGUGGUCUUGAUCCUCUAAAUCUUUUACAACUGCCUUGAUACACAGAAAUCUUUUGAAAAAUACACUCUCCCUGAAAUCUUUUGUUCACAUGGUCACACAUUGAUGCUUACAUGUUCCAGUAUCUAAUAUGGCCACCGCAGUCUUGAUAACCCAAAUCAUUUUUCUCAUCUUUAGAAACCUACACGGAACAACCAGAUCAAACAGAUCUAAAGCUACUGUGUGUGUGAAUGAAUACGCCCCUUUGCUUCAUACCUGAAUGCUGUACAUCUAUGUAGAUUGUAUAUUGUGUUUGUGUAUUUAUGCUUUGAUCCAUAGUAACUUCUCAUGUUAUGGAGUUGAUUUGCAUUGAACACAAACUGUAAAUAAAAAUAAAUAAAUGGCUGAAAGAGG
This is a messenger RNA of Ictidomys tridecemlineatus (thirteen-lined ground squirrel), 1888 nucleotides long. NCBI's taxonomy places the organism in Eukaryota, Metazoa, Chordata, Mammalia, Rodentia, Sciuridae. The record is from RefSeq and is a predicted model, not a curated record.